Limulus polyphemus (Atlantic horseshoe crab) is the source of this 2585-nucleotide messenger RNA. It is a transcript of the gene Pitslre, whose product is annotated as cyclin-dependent kinase 11B-like. Bases 80 to 2284 code for a protein of 734 amino acids. Gene Ontology annotation, molecular function: ATP binding; cyclin-dependent protein serine/threonine kinase activity. Lineage: Eukaryota; Metazoa; Arthropoda; Merostomata; Xiphosura; Limulidae. Gene Ontology annotation, biological process: protein phosphorylation; regulation of mitotic cell cycle. The record is from RefSeq and is a predicted model, not a curated record. The transcript has 19 exons. Gene Ontology annotation, cellular component: nucleus.
CCUGUAAGAGCUGUGAGUUAUUUUUUUGUCUAGUUUUUCGAUAAGGUAAACUUUAACAGUAACAAACUGUAGCUACAACAUGUCUCACUCAGAAGCUAGCAAUCAAUCAAAUAAGGAGUAUACUGAAUCAGAAGAAGAUGGUGAAAUAGGAAAAGAUGAAAACCCAAUAUUAUCUCAGAUCCAUUCUCAACAUGAAGAUAUGGAGAUUGAAGAACAACAUUCAGAAAGUGACCAGAUAGAUGAAGCCACUGAGGACUCAUUGGACAUUAAACCACCUCAAGCAGCUGUGAAGGUUGAGAGAAGCAAAGACUCUUCUAGUCGGCGUGAAAGAAAGAGAGAUCGUCAUGCUCAUAAGCAUGAAUCACGUCGAAAAGAUCGUCGCCGUGAAAGAGAUAGGGAAUCUCACCGAGAGGGGCGAGGGAAUAGAAUGUCUGAACUUAGUAGAAGAAGCAUUAUUAGGGAACAAGAUUCCCGUAGACACAGACGUCGAGAUGAUCUGAGACGGGAUGCAAAACAGCCUAGAGAGAUACGAGAUAAUAGAGAAGUGAGAGAAGUGCGACUCGUAGAGAGAGUCAGAGACAAGGAUCCCAAAGAAAGAGAACAUGACAUCACAAGAAGUCCAAAGAUGAAGGCAUGGGAGAGAAUACAGCAGAAAUGGAGAAAAGAUCGUCUAAUGAUAGCUGAGACACAGCGCCAAAGGCAGCAUGAUAGUAAAAAACGAGAAGAAAUUGGAAGAGAUCAUCUUCAGAAAGAGUAUGGGGGAAGGAAAGAUAAAACACAAGACAGAGAGAAAGAAAGGAAUCUUGAUAAAUCUAGACGAGAACGCAGUCGAAGUCCUGUUCCAACUCACAAUGAAGAGGAACCCAGAGAAGCAGAGAAAGAAUCUAUAAUGCAUCGAAACAUAUCAAGUGAUAAAUCCAAGUCUGCAGAAGAGAAUACAGAAGAACAAAGUGAUGUUGAAGUAGUUAGUGAAGAAGAAGAAGAAGAAGAGUUGAAAGCUUCAGAAGGAGAAAUUUCACCUAGUGAAAAAUCGGCUUCUGGAAGCAACACUAGCAACUCUAGUGAUUCUGAAGAAAGCAGUACAGAGAGUGAAGGAGAAGGAAAACAGUCUGAAGAUGAAGAUGAACAAGAUAAAAAAUCUGGUCUCCCAUCUUCUCUAAUUCAUUUACUACCCCCUCUGAGAAAUAUGAAAUUUAAUAUAUACAAGUAUUUCAUUAUCUCAAAUAUCUUAACAUUUUUCAUUUGUGUUGUAACAAUUUUAGAUGAAAUUGUUGCUUUGAAGAGACUGAAAAUGGAGAAGGAAAAGGAAGGAUUUCCUAUCACAUCUUUAAGAGAAAUUAACACCUUAUUAAAGGCACAACAUCCUAACAUAGUAACAGUCAGAGAAAUAGUUGUUGGAAGCAACAUGGACAAAAUUUAUAUUGUGAUGGACUAUGUGGAGCAUGAUCUCAAGAGUUUAAUGGAGACUAUGAAACAUCCAUUUUUGGUUGGAGAAGUGAAGACAUUAAUGAUCCAGCUUUUGAGAGCUGUGACUCAUCUCCAUGACAAUUGGAUCCUACAUCGUGAUUUAAAGACGUCAAACCUCCUACUUAGUCACAAAGGGAUACUCAAGGUUGGAGACUUUGGUCUUGCCCGAGAAUACGGAUCCCCACUGAAACCAUAUACACCUGUUGUUGUUACCUUGUGGUAUCGAGCUCCUGAAUUAUUGCUUGGCAUCAAGGAAUAUUCAACUGCUAUUGACCUGUGGUCUGUUGGCUGUAUAUUUGGUGAGCUGCUCACAAUGAAGCCUCUUUUCCCAGGAAAAUCCGAUAUUGAUGAACUAAAUAAAAUUUUCAAGGACUUAGGAACACCAAGUGACAAGAUCUGGCCUGGCUACUCUGAGUUACCUCUUGUGAAAAAAGUAACUUUCACGGAGUAUCCAUACAACAACCUUCGCAGUCGCUUUUCCCACACUGUAACCAGUCUUGGUUUUGAUCUAAUGAAUAGGUUUUUGACGUAUUGUCCAAAACGACGCAUCACAGCUGAGGAAGCUUUAAAACAUGAAUACUUUAAAGAGACUCCUCUUCCCGUAGACCCAUCAAUGUUCCCAACGUGGCCAGCCAAAAGUGAACAACUGCAUCGUAAAGCACACAGUCCUAAACCUCCCUCUGGUCCAGUCAAAAAGUCUACUCUAUAUCAGGAUGAUGCAGAUGAUGAAGGAAUAGUAGCAGCAGGAGGUUUUCACAUGGCAGGAGCUCAGAAAGGUCACUCGGCUAAAGGUGCUGGUUUUAGCCUGAAGUUUUAAGUUAUUCCACUUGUUGAGAAGUUACACCACAUAAACAGGAUAACUUCAUAAACAGUUGGUGUAUCCUGUAAAGAAGCAAGAUAACUUUGUAAAUGGUUGAGGUAUCCUUUAUGAAGUUAUCUUGCUUCCUUACAGGAUACAUCAACCAUUUACGAAGUUAUCUUGCUUCCUUACAGGAUACAUCAACCACUUAUGAAGUUAUCUUGCUUCCUUACAAGUUGGAGUGAACAACCAAAGUUGUCAUUCCCAAAUCCUCUCUGUAUAUAACUAUUCAUAAUAAACUGUUGACUUGUUUUUACAA